Messenger RNA from Puntigrus tetrazona (Sumatra barb), 1848 nucleotides. RefSeq lists its product as uncharacterized. Bases 105 to 992 code for a protein of 295 amino acids. Lineage: Eukaryota; Metazoa; Chordata; Actinopteri; Cypriniformes; Cyprinidae. The record is from RefSeq and is a predicted model, not a curated record. The transcript has 5 exons.
GCCUCAGUGCGAGCUCCGUCUGGUAGUACAUUGCAUUCUCGAUACAAGCUACAAAGCCUUGAUAUCAAACAUAACGAGGCUUUUAGUCGACAUUGGGACAAAAAAUGCUUUUGUUUCCACUGAAUCUGCAUUCGUUUGUCAGAGUAAAUAUGGCGAACCCCUUCAUUUUCAACUGGGUCUGGCUUUUACAGCUCGGUGUAUGUGGUGUUGAUACAGAUAGAGAGACAGUGUCUGUGGUGGAGGGAAACACAGUCACUCUUCACACGGGCGUUAAAACAAACCAGCAAGAAAAGAUUAAAUGGUUUUUUAAUGACAUUCGCAUUGCCCAAAUUAGUGAUUAUCUCAGUAAGACCUGUACAGAUGUUCAGUGUAAUGAAGGUACUGAGAGAUUCAGAGACAGACUGAAGCUGGAUCCUCAGACUGGAUCUCUGACCAUCACGAACACCACAACCACAGACUCUGGACUUUAUCGACUGCAAAUGAUCAGCAGCAGAAACAUCAGUGAAAUUAUAUUUAGCAUCACUUUCCACGAUGUUCCUGCUGCAGAGACAAAUAAAACACGGAUCAAGACAGUGAAGGAGGGAGAAUCUGUUACUCUAGAUCCUAGUGUAAUGAAAAACCCCAAAGAUUUGAUGAUAUGGUACUUCAAUGACACUUUCAUAGCAAAAAUCAAUGGUGAUCCCAGUAGGAUCUGUACAGAUGGUCAGUGUGAAGAUGCUGGUGAGAGAUUCAGAAACCGACUGAAGCUGGAUCAUCAGAAUGGAUCUCUGACCAUCACUAACACCAGAAACACAGACUCUGGACUUUAUCAUCUAGAGAUCAUCACCAACAGCAGCAGCAUCCGUCAGAACUACAUUAUCAGCAUCUUGAGUCAAAAGAGCUUCAGUGUUCCCUUCCAUAAUUAUCUUAUGUAUUUCUUUGCUGGAGGGGUAUGUGUUGGUGUUCUGCUGUUCUUUGCAGGGAAACAGUACCUAGAAGGAUUCAUUAAAUGAUCUGGUGUAUUCCCCUUUCACAGAGGAAGAGAUUUAUUUACAGUAUGUCUAAUUCUAUCAAUUAUGUAGCUUUCAAACAUUGUCAUAAAGUGCUAACGAUAUGCUUAUAUCACACUGAGGACUUGCAAUAUGUUCUUAGCCCCUGGUUGUUUGGCUAACUCUAAGUGAAGCUGACAUUUUCCUGUAUUCAACUAACACUGAGAUAUUAUAGCCCUGUUACACAUGGUGGUCUCUACAAUGGACAGCUAUUCAAUAAUCAGUUUAUUUUGCAUGCAUGGGAUCUAAUGGUAUAAUUGCAUAUGCAUCACUGCAGAAACUAUCGCAUCACUGCAGGCCGAAACCCAAAAUAUUAAACCAAAAAUAUUCCUUUUCAAUUAUGGAUGAAGGAUGAAUAUCUUCCCAAAAUAGGACGACCUAAACUAAUAUAUAUGCCUAUGUUUGUUCAUAUGAUGUGUACAUGUUUAGCACCGUGGUCGCAUGAGCCUUAUGGCAGAAUGGACUUAACUUGACACUCUUCACUAUAAUUUAUUUUGUAGAUUUGAAAUGCACGAAAACACAGUGAUAAAAAAUAGUGCAAAUAGCUAAUGAUGGGCCCUCAAAAACACUGCUUCAUGAUGUCUCAAGUGGACUCCUUUUGGUUGUUGUUUUUGUCUUGUGCCCUGUGUGACCUACUUUUAGUUGUCUUAUCGUGUUCAGCUGUGUCUCGUUUAAGUAUUUACAUUGUGUAUUUAAGUCCUGUUGUUUCAGUUCUGUUUGUCCGAUCUCGUUGAUGUAUUAAUGUGGUUUAGUUUAUCUGCCUGUCUGCCCGAGGUAUUUCUGUAUAUGUGCAUAAUUAAAAUAGUUAACCUUAUAUUCU